AUGUGCUCGCUGAGGCAGCAGUCGCCUCGGGUUCAAAGACCUGAGACCUCCCCGCGGCCUCGACAAGCCUCGCCGCGCCCCGUCGCUACGCCCCAGCGCUCCGACAGGCAGAGCUUCUGCCGGGCACCUGUCACAGCGCGCGAGCGGCCCAAAGAAAGGCAGCCUUCUCCCCGUCCAGUCGGGGCCGUGACGGCCCGGGAGGACCGGCAGAGCCUCGUUCGAGAACGCCCCACUUGCCGAGAUCGGAGUGCAUCCCGCCAGAUCCCCAGCCCAAGCCCCAAGAGCGAACAGCUCACCAGAUCGCAAUCUGCGCGCCGGUCCCUGGACUCUCGCAGCCCAAAGACCGAUCCCCUGAACCGCAGCAUGUCCCGCGGCGCCUCCCAGCGCAGCGGGACGCACCUGGGCUUGAGGGGACUGGUGAGUUCGAAAAGUGCUUCCACGUUGGCCCGUGCGCCGGCAGCGACAGGUCCACCGAAUCCCACGGCCGAGCUACCGUCGGUGGAGGAGCUGAAGAGGAUGAUCGAAGAGACCAAGAAGGAGGUGCGCGAGAUUCGUUCCGUGGAGUCCAAAGCCAAGUGGCAGAUGACACGUGAGGAGCGCCGUGAGAAGUUGGCGGAGACCGUCGCCGCCCAAAGUGAGCUGCGUGAGUGGCGAUGGAAGCAG
Molecule: messenger RNA, 663 nt
Organism: Symbiodinium necroappetens
Lineage: Eukaryota; Dinophyceae; Suessiales; Symbiodiniaceae
Source: the annotation of a GenBank genome assembly